Sinocyclocheilus rhinocerous is the source of this 4150-nucleotide messenger RNA. Its product is annotated as protein FAM184A. Lineage: Eukaryota; Metazoa; Chordata; Actinopteri; Cypriniformes; Cyprinidae. The record is from RefSeq and is a predicted model, not a curated record. The transcript is spliced from 18 exons. Bases 524 to 3814 code for a protein of 1096 amino acids.
GGAGCCGCGACCAACGGAACUGACGUCACUGGCAUCAUGUAAACUGUUGAGAUGAUCCAUGGUAACAGAGUCAGUGCAGCAACACCGCUCGCACAGACACACGCACGGGAUCCGACAGAAAUGCCUCGAACCUGGAUCGCACCUGCACCGGCUCUUGCUUCUUACAGACGAGCGGCGCUCGGACGCGUGUUAGACGCGCCGUCCGCCUUUUAAACGCGACGCACCUGCCGGGAAUCCAAAACAUUUGAUGUAUUGCUUCUAUAAAUCUAUUGUCAGUUCACAAGAAGCAAGGAACCCAGCGAAAUGUGUGGUUGAACUGCUUCUCAUCUCAGCGCUUUCGCUUAUUUCUUACAGACUCCAAUACGAGCAGAUGAUUUUAAUCCGGAUGAAAUAAUGACUCUUGUGGAUUAACGCCUUCAUUGUCACUCCAGUUUUUGCUUUGUCGGGAUCGAGGGAUCAUCUGCCUUUACCAUUUGCCAUUACAGUCUGUAUAUAACAGCCAUAGUAAUAUAAUAUCGUGAAGAUGGCGACUGGAGCGGGCUGGCAGCAUUACUACAACCCCGCUGGCAGCGCUUCGACGGGGAAAUAUAACAGCACCUCCACUUCGACAUCCACCAGCACGUCCUUCCCGUCCGGGUUAUCCCUCGAAUACACGCAGGACCUCCAUCUGAAGAUGAGCAAGAAGAUAGCACAGCUGACCAAGGUAAUCUAUGCCCUCAACACCAAGAACGACGAGCACGAAGCGGCCAUCCAGACCCUGAAGGAAGCCCACGAGGAGGAGGUGCAGCAGAUUCUCUCAGAAACGCGGGAGAAGAUCAUGCAGUACAAGAGCAAGAUCAGUGAUGAGAUGGACUUGAAGCGGCGCAUUCAGUCUCUGGAGGAGUCCAUGGAGCUGCACGAGCGGAUGAAGCGCCAGGCCCUGGCAGAGUUCGAGACGUACCGUCAGCGGGUGGAGGACAUGCAGCUGUGCACGGAGGCACAGCACACGCAGCGCGUGGUCACCAUGUCCCGAGAGGUGGAGGAAAUGCGACGCUCUUUCGAGGAGAAGCUCCGCUCCUUUGGACAGUUGCAGGCCCAGUUUGAGCAGGAGAAACAGCAGGCUCUUGAGGAGCUACGUGCUGGACAUCGGCAGGAGGUUCAAGAACUGCUUCGUUCACACCAAAGCCAGAAUGCCAACUACAGCAAAGACCAGGAGAAACUGGGACAGCUUCAUAAAGCAGAGGUGGAUUCACUGACCGAAAGGGUCGAGGAACUGAAACGGGACAAGAAGCGUCUGGUGGAGGAGUACGAGGCCAAGCUAAAUAAAGCCCAGGCCUUCUACGAACGGGAACUGGAGGCCAUGAAGCGCACGCAGCAGAUGACCGCAGAGAACCUGCUGGCCUGGAAGAAGACCGAAGCGGAGCUGAGGAAGGAGUUCCAGGCGCAGGAAGCGGCGCUGCAGAAGACUCUGGGGAAGCUGCGCAGCGAACUGCAGCGGGUGCAGGAUGAGGCCAGGGAGAGCAGGGAGAAAUCCCACAAAAUGCAGGCCUCUCUCAUUGCUGCGGAGAACAACAUCAAGGAACUGCAUAAACAGUUGGAGGAGGUGACUAAGGACACGGAGAUCGUGGAAAUCAGGCAGAGGGAGGCGGAGUGUGAGCUGGAGGCAUCCAGAGACAGAGUGCAACAGCAGGCCACAGAGAUCCUGCUCAAAGCUAGUCAGAUCGGAAGCCUGCAGGCCACCCAGAUGACUCACGAGGCGGUCAUUCGGGAUCUGGAACAGGAAAAGUCUCGUCUGAAGGACAAGGUGUUGCGUCUGGAGGAGGAAAGAGGGGCGCUGCAGAAGAAAAGUCAGACGCUGGACGAGAGGCAGAGACAGCAGAUCCUCUCCCUGGAGAAGUCACUUCGAGAAGAAAAGCAGAUCUAUGAGAAGGAGCUCAUGAACUUGCGUGCCAGAUAUGAAGAGGACACUGCUUACUUUAAGGAUGCCCACAGCCGGGCGUUGGACGAGAUCUCCAGGAAGCACCGGGCAGCUCUGGAGAACACACAGAGCUUCUCCGAGAAAGAGAAGAACCGACUCCUGUCCGAAAUGGAGGAACAGUUCGAGAAGGAACGUAGCUCUCUAGAGGAACAGAAGAGCCUUUUACGAGAGGAACUGGACAGUCUUCGAGAGGAGCUCACAGCCAAACUCAACAUGGCCAACAGUGAGGUGAGUCGACUCCAGGAGCUGAUGAAGCAGGGAGAGCAGGGACUCAGUUCUGCUGAGGGACACAUCUCCAAUCUGAAGGAUGCCCAGAAGAAGCUUCUAGAAGAGCUGGAUGCCACGCGAGCCAGACUCAGAGAGACCAGCAAUCUCUUAACAGCCCUUCAGGGAGAGAUGGAGACUCAGAAACAACAGCACGAUGCCAAACUCAUCACUACCAAAGAGGAAGAGAAGCUCAAAAUGGAUAAGAUGGCCCUGGAGCUCGAGCUGAAGUGGACCGAGACGCUCAGGCAAGAGUGUAAGAAACUGCGUGAGGAGCUACGUGAAGAGCAUGAGGAGAAUAAAAGGUCAGCACUCACUCAGCUGGCACAGAAUAAAGAUCAGGAGAUGUGCUCCGCCAGAGAGAGCUGGCAGAGGAAGGUGGAGGACCUUCUGGAGCAGAUUUCCUUGCUGAAACAGAGCCUGGAGAUGCAGCUUUCCCAAUCCCAGCAUUCCCUGCAGCAGCUGCAGGCACAGUUCAGUCAGGAGCGAGAGCACCUGGGACAGCAGCUGCAGGAAAUGGAGCUGGAGCAUCAGCGCAGGGAGCAGCGGCUGCAGGAAGCCCACUACUGCUCUAUGCAGGACAUGCAGGAAGCCCGCCAGCACGACCUCAAGGAGCUUGAGGAGCGGCUACGGCAGCAGCACCACAUGGAGCUUCAGACUCUGCGGGAGGCUCACAGGCAGAACAUCGAGACUCUGAAACAGCAGUCAGAGCAAGAGCUGCAGACCCUCCGCUUCGAACUGGAGGAUGAGGGCAAGGCCAUGCUGGCAUCCCUGCGUUCCGAGCUGAACCAUCUUCACGCAUCAGCCAUUGAACAUAUGCGUCAAACCCAUCAACAGGAAACAGUGGCUGCCAAACAGGAACUGGAGAACGCUCUGGAAAAGAGCAGAGUAAAGGAACACGAGCUUCUGAGUCGCAUCUCAGAUCUGCAGGAGGAGGUCAGUCGCAGGAAGAAGCACAUUGCCGAUCUGGACCACGAGAUUCACACCCUGAACGAGAACAUCAGCACUUUGACCAAGGAGCUGGAACUCAAGGGCAAAGAGGUUUUGAAGAUCCGUAGCGAGGCCAAUCAGCAGAUCAGGUUGGAGGGAACAGAAGAAAAAUUCCGGAACAGAGAGAGCAGGCCUGAAGAUCUGCAGACAAUAGCCGAACUGAAGGAUAUGGUGACUGAGAGAGAAUCUUUGGUCAAGAAACUGGUGGAUGACAAAAAGUUUUACCAGCUGGAGCUUGUCAACAGAGAGACCAACUUCAACAAAAUAUUCAACACAAACCCAAAUGUUGGUGUCAUUAACCCUCUUGUUAAGCAAAAGCGAAAGAACGACAAAUCAGCCACCCGAUUCAGCAGCUCGGCCAAUCUUAGGGCCAAUGUGGAGGCUUCCGGGACAGGGAGCGGCCAGCCCCAGCCCAACCGCCUCGAGCCCAUCCCCAACUCCCCCAUUCACCAGCUGGAGCCUAACACGAGCAAACCCUUGUCCCCACCAACCCCUCUCACCGAACCCAAGAAAUUGACGAGCCCUCCUGAAGGAGAAGAAUCACCCGUCACCUCUCCAGACCCCCAGAGACAAGAAUGGUUCGCUCAGUACUUCUCCUUCUGACUUUUGCAAUUAAAGAGCAUGUCGACCAAACCAAACAAAAAAAGACAAAAAAAAAAGAUAUAUUAUUUAACAAAACAUCCUUUCAUUUGUUUUUUUUUCUUCUCCCCAAUGUGAAUGGGUUUCUUGUUUAUACAGUGAUGAUAGGUAUGUUUGACAUUUCAUUUACUGCAGUUUCUAUAGAGUGGUGCAUACGCUGCUAAUUACUAUUUGUUAAAAGAGAAAAAACAACAACAACAGUAUUGUCUCCUCUGUAUCUAAUUUUAGAAUGCCACCGUAAUGACUUUGUUACAGCUGCAUUAUCCAUUUUGGUAGGAUUAAACUGUUUGUAUGGUUGUC